GAAAAUUGUGGUUUACAUCGAGUGUUUAAUAUAUUUAUAUAAACAACUGCACAUUCAAAAAGAAAUAAAAAAAUAAGUGCACACAAAAGGAAUAAAGAAAGGAAUUAAACACCAAGCGAAGUGUUAAUUUUUUGUUGUUUUUGUCGCGUGCAAGCGGUAAUUGGAAUAAAUAUACAUUAAAAAUCUCUCAGUAAUGUGCCAUUGCACCAACUGGUGCUUGGCAAGAAUUUGUUUUGUCAAAUUUUUGCCAUCUUCAGCUAAUUUGGGUUUUUGAAUUUAUUCAUUAUUACAACUAAAAUGUUAAGGAUUAAUGUUCUUCAGAGCAACUGCUCAACGUAUCUGCAGCAAAUCAACGUCACUCAUCACUGUUUCCAUCAUCAUUUUCAUCGUUGCAACAACAGAAUAAGAUAUACUUUAAGUUCAUUGUUGCUUUAAAUUAAUGAAUAUACUCAUUUUGCAUAUUGCAAACUAAAUCAAUAACCACACGCCGUAGCAUUUAAUGCCCAUUUGUGCCAGCAAUAACGAAAGAGAUUACAUAUAACUAUUAAAUUGACAACAUUUUCCGGCUGUUCGCAAUCCUCAUAAAAAUAACAUACUUUGUAUCAUCUUCCUAAUAACCACUCCUGCAGCGCUAUUACCCUACAUAAUAUAAGUUGUAGCUGCUGCUGUCUAUAGAUAUUUUUUUUUGCCACGGAAGUAAAAAAAGCUGCCACCAUUCGGAAGAAAAACACCUCAAAUAUGGCCCAUAAUCUCGGUAUGGUUCCAUAUCGUAUGCCGGGUCCAGCUGGAGCUUUAUGCCCUGAUUUUAAACCACCACCGCCUACAGAUAUAAUAUCUGCACCGAGCAAUCCAAAAAAACGACGGAAAACAUCGAAUGCAAAUUCAGCGGCAGCAGCAGCGGCGGCUGCAGCUGCAGCAGCUGCCGCUGCGAAUUCCAUGCAGUCACAAGCACCACCUACACCGCAGGACUUGUUACCUCCACCUCCGAUGGGUGGCUACGGUGAUACAAUUGUUGCAUCGAAUCCUUUUGAUGAUAGUCCGCCCACUAUGUCAAGUUCAAUGUCUAUGGGUCAUAUGAGCGGACAUUUUGGUCCAGGUCCUGGUGGCAUGGGACCACAUGUUGGCAUGGGAGGUCCGCAUGGUCCACCUCCACACAUGCACCCGCAUAUGCAUCCUCAUCAUCCUGGUGGCCCACCGCAUCCGCAUCAUUUGGGUGGCCCCCCUUCUAUGCGUGGAAUGAGCCCUAUGGGCAUGAACAGUCCAAUCGGCGGUCCAGGUGGACAUCCAAUGGGUCCAGGUGUUGGCUUACCACCACAUUUGAAUCAUGGAAGAACCGGUGGUCCGAUGGGUAGUCCGAUGGGCGCCAUGGCAGCAAUGGGAGGAAUGAGUCCAAUGGGUGGCAUGGGCGGUCCAAGUAUAUCUCCGCAUCAGUUGGGUAUGGGUGGUUUGUCACCAAUGGGUGGCCAUGGACCAAAUGGACCGCGUACAAUGGGCUCUCCAAUGGGAAAUGCAGGUGGUCCAGGUAUGGCUCCUGGUGGACCUGGUCAAGGAUCACCAAUGAAUUCACUGCCAAUGGGUUCACCUAUGGGCAGCGCAAUGGGCAGUCCUUUAGGGCCUCUACCACAUCAACCGCAACAAUCACAACCACAACCACCUCCGCAUAUGAAUAAUGGCCAGAUGGGACCUCCACCUAUGCACAGUCCGUUAGGUAACGGGCCUACAAAUCACAGUCAUUUACCAGGUGGCCCUGGGCCUGGUCCUGGUCCAGGAGGUCCUCAACAACAAAGUAUUAGUGCGUUAAAUUCUGGAGUUGGUGGUGGUGGUACAUCUCCAGCGCCUGGUUCAACAAAUUUAAGCAAUAACAAUAACAAUUCUAACAGUAAUCAGACUCAUCUUAACUCGCCAGUAGCACGACUAGUAGGCUCAUCAAUGACAAAUGGACCUAUGCCACCAUCGUCGUCGUCAGCAGCAGCGGCAGCAACACCAACUGCUUCAACAUCAGUGCCUACGUCCUCGCCAGCUCCGGGUGGUGCGCCUCCUGCUAUGUCACCCCACCAUGUAAUGAGUGGGAGUGGACCUGGUCCUAGUCCCGGAAUAAUUAACACAGGUAGUGGUCCCAGUCCAUUGCAAUCGCCUAGCAUGGGCAACAAUAAUUGCGGCCCAAUGGGCAAUCUUGGUGCUAGUCCAUUAGGAGGUACAAAUAAUAUGGGCUUAGGUGGAAAUAGCAGUAAUAAUGGACCUAUCGGACCUACAGGUCCAAUGGGUGGACCAAUGCAACAACAAAUGAACCCGAAUGUUCCUAUGCAACAACAAGCACAUGCGCAUGGCAGCGGCCUUGGUGGACUAAUGCAACAAGGCGCACCGGGCAGUAUUGGACCACCCGGUCAUGGACCAGCACCUGGCCCUGGACCAGGUAGUAUGAGUGGUGGUCCUAAUCAAAUGUUGCCACCACAACCGCCACCGCAUCUUGGUCCACAACACCCGCAAUUAAUGAACCAUCCAAAUCAUCCUCAUCAUCAUCCUGGCGGUCCACCACCACACAUGAUGGGCGGACCAAACUCACAUAUGCACGGCCCAGUUGGAAUGGGUCAUAUGGGACCAGGAGGACCUAAUCAUCCACCACAUCACAUUAUGGGAGGUCACGGCAGUAGUCCACAUAUGGGACAUAUGGGUGGAGUGCCAGGUCCAGGUGGACCUGGUCCUGGACCAGGUAACAUGAAUGGCCCUCCUCAUCCGCAUUCACUCCCGCAUGGUCAUCCACAACACCCACAUCCACACCACAAUCCUAUGGGUGGACCACCAAAUAUGUUCAGCGGCAGUCCUCUGGGGCCUGGAGGUCCUAUGGGUGGACCAAUGGGUAACAUGGGCGGUCCAAUGGGAGGACCUAUGGGUCCAAUGGGCAGUCCUAUGGGUGGUGGUCCGAAACCUAUGACUAUGAGCGCAGGAAAAAUGUAUCCGCCUGGACAGCCAAUGGUGUUUAAUCCGCAAAAUCCAAAUGCGCCACCAAUUUAUCCCUGUGGUAUGUGCCACAAAGAAGUGAAUGAUAAUGACGAGGCAGUAUUCUGUGAAUCUGGUUGUAAUUUCUUUUUUCAUAGAACGUGUGUUGGUUUAACGGAAGCCGCUUUUCAACUGCUAACAAAGGAAGUGUAUGCGGAGUGGUGCUGUGACAAGUGUCUGUCUUCCAAGCAUAUACCAAUGGUUAAGUUCAAAUGUUGAGAAUAAUAUUAUGCUGGCAAA
This is a messenger RNA of Teleopsis dalmanni, 3237 nucleotides long. Its product is annotated as protein pygopus-like. The record is from RefSeq and is a predicted model, not a curated record. The transcript is spliced from 3 exons. Bases 739 to 3216 code for a protein of 825 amino acids. NCBI's taxonomy places the organism in Eukaryota, Metazoa, Arthropoda, Insecta, Diptera, Diopsidae.